Penicillium nucicola is the source of this 468-nucleotide messenger RNA. RefSeq lists its product as uncharacterized. The transcript is spliced from 2 exons. The record is from RefSeq and is a predicted model, not a curated record. The coding region runs from base 1 to 468 and encodes 155 amino acids. NCBI's taxonomy places the organism in Eukaryota, Fungi, Ascomycota, Eurotiomycetes, Eurotiales, Aspergillaceae.
AUGAAGUUUACCACCGUCUUCGGCGUUGCCGCCCUCUUCAUGGCUCCUUCUGUUGUGGCCUGGAAGCUUCCCAACGUGGACCAGGCCGAGUCUGCCAGUCGCACUGAGCAGGCCGCUCCCACUGGCGCUUUCCCUACUGGCACCAUCCCCUCAGGAACUGCCCCUAGCAGCUUCCCAUCCGGCGGGUUCGGUGGCCAAGGUGGCUUCAGUGAUCAGGGCGGCUUGCCCUCUGGCUUCCCCUCCGAACACCACCGCGGCCACAAAGGACACCACACCGGUGUCCCCAGUGGUGUCCCCAGCGGCGUGCCUUCCGGUUUCCCGGAGGGUGCUCGUCCCACUGGCUCCCCCAGUGCCCUCCCGUCUGGUGCCCCGGCUCCUUCGGCUGUGGCUGGCCAGGGAGAGGAGUCUGGUGAGCAAGGUGGCUUCCAGCGCCUCCACGCUCGCCAGGUUCGUCCUAUGUGGCUCUAG